CAGCAGAGAGCUGCCGUAAUGGCGGUGUGUCGUCGCUCCUCGCAGCAGCAGCAGCCGAGUACGCUACAGUCUCCACCGAGAAACAACUCUCUGUCGGCCGCUUCUCCGGUCUCGCCUCCUAUGGCCUUGCUGUCCCCGGCCGUAGGCUCGGCGGAGAACGAGAGGGAAUGUAGCGGAGGGAUCGAGGCUGCUCUGGCCUCCCCGGACCUGCCAGUCUCGGUCCUAGCGAGCAGCGCGAGCUCCACCACGACGGCCUCAGGCGGCGGCAGCAGCGUCUCGAGCCCCGGCUCCGGAGCGACGAGCCCCACGGACGGCAGCAGCUGCGUCGGCGGCGCGUUCAGGGAAUUGUUUGAGGCCUGCCGAAACGGCGACGUGUCCCGGGUGAAAAGACUUGUGGAUUCGGUGAACGUAAACGCGAAGGACAUGGCUGGUCGAAAAUCAACUCCGCUUCAUUUUGCUGCGGGUUUUGGAAGAAAAGAUGUGGUCGAGCAUCUCCUGCAGACCGGAGCCAACGUUCACGCCAGGGAUGAUGGAGGUCUCAUCCCCCUGCACAAUGCCUGCUCCUUCGGACACGCAGAGGUCGUCAGCCUCCUCUUGUGUCAAGGUGCAGAUCCAAACGCCAGAGAUAACUGGAACUACACCCCGUUACACGAGGCAGCCAUCAAGGGAAAGAUCGACGUUUGCAUAGUAUUACUCCAGCACGGAGCUGAUCCAAACAUUCGGAACACUGAUGGUAAAUCUGCCCUGGAUCUUGCGGAUCCUUCAGCCAAGGCUGUUCUUACAGGUGAAUACAAGAAGGAUGAACUUCUGGAAGCAGCAAGGAGUGGAAAUGAAGAAAAGCUGAUGGCGCUGCUGACUCCAUUAAAUGUCAACUGUCAUGCCAGUGAUGGUCGCAAGUCAACCUCACAAAAAAUGCUGUCCACGCCCCUCCACCUGGCUGCAGGCUACAACCGGGUCCGCAUCGUACAACUCCUCCUCCAACACGGGGCAGACGUUCACGCCAAGGAUAAAGGCGGCCUGGUUCCUCUCCACAAUGCCUGCUCAUAUGGCCACUACGAAGUCACUGAGCUUCUCCUUAAACACGGAGCCUGCGUGAACGCCAUGGACUUGUGGCAGUUCACGCCUCUCCACGAAGCAGCGUCCAAGAACAGAGUGGAGGUCUGUUCCCUGCUGCUGAGCCACGGGGCCGAUCCCACCCUGCUGAACUGUCACAGCAAGAGCGCCGUGGACAUGGCUCCCACCCCAGAGCUUAAAGAAAGGCUCACCUAUGAGUUCAAAGGUCACUCUCUGCUGCAGGCGGCUCGUGAAGCCGACAUGGCCAAAGUGAAGAAGACGCUGGCUCUGGAGAUUAUCGGCUUUAAACAUCCUCAAACCAACGAGACGGCUCUGCACUGUGCUGUGGCGUCCCCCCACCCAAAGAGAAAACAGGUGACUGAACUGUUACUGCGUAAAGGUGCCAACAUCAAUGAGAAGAACAAAGACUUCAUGACUCCUCUGCACGUUGCUGCUGAAAGAGCUCACAACGACAUCCUGGAGGUGCUGCAGAAACACGGAGCAAAGGUGAACGCAGUGGACACACUCGGGCAGACGGCUCUCCACAGAGCGGCGCUGGCUGGUCACAUCCAGACCUGCAAGCUGCUGCUGAGCUACGGAGGCGACCCCUCCAUUGUGUCUUUACAGGGUUUCACUGCAGCGCAGAUGGGUAACGAGGCCGUACAGCAGAUUCUUAACGAAAAUGUUCCCACACGUAACUCUGAUGUGGACUACAGAUUUCUGGAAGCUGCCAAAGCAGGAGAUCUGGACACGGUACAACAACUUUGCACCCCCCAGAACGUAAACUGUCGGGACUUGGAGGGGCGCCACUCCACUCCUCUGCAUUUUGCAGCUGGUUACAACCGAGUGGCUGUUGUUGAAUACCUGCUUCAUCAUGGAGCUGACGUUCACGCCAAAGAUAAGGGCGGCCUGGUCCCCCUCCACAACGCAUGCUCCUAUGGUCACUAUGAGGUGGCUGAGCUGCUGGUCAGACACGGGGCUUCAGUGAACGUGGCAGAUCUGUGGAAGUUCACCCCACUUCACGAGGCUGCAGCCAAAGGGAAAUACGAGAUCUGCAAACUGCUUCUCAAACACGGAGCGGACCCCACCAAGAAGAACAGAGACGGCAACAUUCCUUUGGACAUGGUGAAGGACGGAGACACAGACAUCCAGGACUUGCUGCGGGGGGAUGCUGCCCUGCUGGACGCUGCCAAAAAGGGCUGUCUGGCCAGAGUGCAGAAACUCUGCUCCCCAGAAAACAUCAACUGCAGAGACGCUCAGGGGCGCAACUCCACACCUCUCCACCUGGCAGCUGGAUAUAACAACCUGGAGGUGGCAGAUUAUCUGCUGGAGCAUGGGGCUGAUGUCAAUGCUCAGGACAAGGGAGGCCUCAUCCCUCUUCAUAAUGCUGCUUCUUAUGGGCAUGUGGACAUAGCAGCUCUGCUCAUCAAGUACAACACGUGUGUGAAUGCUACGGACAAAUGGGCCUUCACACCGCUCCAUGAGGCGGCCCAGAAAGGACGAACACAGCUCUGUGCACUGCUGCUGGCUCAUGGAGCUGACCCCACCAUGAAGAACCAAGAGGGCCAGACUGCUCUGGACCUGGCCACGGCGGAUGAUAUUCGAGCACUGCUGAUGGACGCCAUGCCACCAGACGCCUUGCCCAGCUGCUUUAAGCCGCAGGCCACAGUGGUCAGCGCCUCUGUCAUCUCUCCCGCCUCCACGCCUUCCUGUCUGUCAGCUGCCAGCAGCAUAGACAACCUGGCUGGGCCCCUCACUGAGCUGGUGGCUGCUGCUGCUGUUGCCUCCUCCUCUGGGACCUCCGGAGUGGCAGAUGGCGCUGCGGGCACUGACCGCAAGGAGGGAGAAAUGACAAUGCUUGACAUGAACAUCAGUCAGUUCCUGAAGAGCCUUGGUUUGGAGCACCUGAGGGACAUCUUUGAGAGGGAGCAGAUCACACUAGAUGUGCUGGUUGACAUGGGCCACGAGGAGCUGAAGGAGAUCGGGAUUAACGCGUACGGCCACCGACACAAACUCAUUAAAGGUGUUGAACGGUUGCUGGGGGGUCAACAAGGUGCCAACCCUUAUCUGACAUUCCACUGUGCCAACCAGGGUACCAUCCUGAUCGACCUCUCCCCCGAUGACAAAGAGUACCAGUCUGUAGAGGAGGAGAUGCAGAGCACCAUCAGGGAGCACAGAGAUGGAGGCAACGCUGGUGGGGUUUUCAGCAGAUACAACAUCAUGAAGAUCCAGAAAGUGGUGAAUAAGAAGCUGAGAGAACGUUACACCCACAGGCAGAAGGAAAUAGCAGAUGAGAAUCACAACCAUCACAACGAGCGCAUGUUGUUUCACGGAUCUCCGUUCAUCAACGCUAUCAUUCACAAAGGCUUUGAUGAGCGCCACGCUUACAUUGGAGGGAUGUUUGGAGCGGGGAUCUACUUUGCUGAGAACUCCUCAAAAAGCAAUCAGUAUGUUUAUGGUAUCGGCGGAGGCACGGGAUGCCCGACGCACAAAGACAGAUCGUGCUACCUGUGCCACAGACAAAUGCUGUUCUGCCGAGUGACACUGGGGAAGUCCUUCCUACAGUUCAGUGCCAUGAAGAUGGCCCACGCCCCUCCAGGACAUCAUUCAGUGAUCGGGCGGCCCAGCGUUAACGGUUUAGCUUAUGCUGAGUAUGUCAUCUACAGAGGAGAGCAGGCCUACCCGGAGUACCUCAUCACCUACCAGAUCCUUAAACCAGAGAGCACGGCCCAGUCUGCAGCAGCAGCUGAGCAGAAGUCGUAGUUUUUGUGCUGCACGGCAUCACAGACUUAAUGCUUGAUAUUUUAUCCUUUGUAUUUGCCUGAACAGAGUUUUCAUUAUCAAACACAUUUCAGUCUCCUGCCCUGUAGAAAUCAUGGUGACUAGUGUUUCAUAAACAGUUAUGCUGUACAAUACUCUACUUUUUGUCAUGGACCCCCCCAAAUCGGCUGCAUGUUUAUUAUAGAAGCAUGUAAGUUCCAGUAGUGUGUGUGGGUCUGUACUUUCAGUAUCGUUCCCCUUCAUCUCUUCACAGGAGCAGCUUGUUGAGACUUGAAACUUCAGCAUUAACUGUUUUCCACUCUCUGUUGCCUCGUGACUUUGAAGACUCACAGAACCCCACCUCACCAGCCUUUUGGACUCCACACAGUCUCUUCAGGAAAACCUGAACCCUGUGGUUUCAACUCCGCUACCACACUGGGUUUUACUUUUUACAGACUGACCUGCGGUAACUGCUUUUUAUUAACACAUCUUGCUGUGCUGUGUUGCCUAUGUUCCAAAUGUUACCUGAGGAACCCUACAACCACUGAACUGUCCAGUUUUUAGUGGUUUUAUUCCAGGCUGCAUAUGCUCUUAUUGAGAAAGGGCUCUGUAAGAUUACUAAAUUAGAGAUGAUUUUAUUGAAAGUACAUUAUUGAUUUGCAUGAAAGGCAAUGUGCUUUAGCAGUGCAAAGUAAGGCGUCAUGAUGAAGCGUGAUGAAAGUGUCGUACGCUAAAAGCAUUACAUGUGACUGCUUUGAACAGAGUUGGUAGAUGUUGACAGGUGCUUGUGACGCCUUACAGAUGAACAGCUCUUCAAAGCAUCCUUGUCUGUCGCCACGGUCUCGCUCGCAGACAUUCACACUUAUGGAUGUGCACUUUUACCAAGAAACCUAUUUAAGUUAUUUUGAAUUGAAAUUUAAAUUUGUGGGACAACAUAUUUGUACAGGUUGUGUAAAUGGUUGUGUAUAACUUGCUGUUUACCAGUAUGUUUGCGUUAAAAUGUAAAUGACAUCAAAGUUCUCUUUUCAUGUCUCGUUGUUUCUUCCCUUCCCCUUUUUUAAAAUAAAUGUCCCAU
Molecule: messenger RNA, 4888 nt
Organism: Nematolebias whitei (Rio pearlfish)
Lineage: Eukaryota; Metazoa; Chordata; Actinopteri; Cyprinodontiformes; Rivulidae
Product: poly [ADP-ribose] polymerase tankyrase-1
Exons: 28
Coding region: 19-3816 (1265 amino acids)
Molecular function (GO): NAD+ poly-ADP-ribosyltransferase activity; protein binding
Source: RefSeq, a predicted model, not a curated record